Molecule: messenger RNA, 1032 nt
Organism: Ruditapes philippinarum (Manila clam)
Lineage: Eukaryota; Metazoa; Mollusca; Bivalvia; Venerida; Veneridae
Exons: 1
Coding region: 1-1032 (343 amino acids)
Source: RefSeq, a predicted model, not a curated record
AUGGUUCUAAUGCAGACGGCAAUUACAGAUAUUAAAAAUCCAAAUACCUCUGCAACACAGUCUGUUAGACUUUUGUUGGACUCUGGAUCUCAUCGGACAUAUAUAACUGAAAACUUAGCAAGAAAUUUACAUCUCAAAGUAACGGGAGAACAGGAAAUAAAACUUGUAACGUUUGGUAAUAAUAGUACGCAAUGCAUCAAAACAAAAUGUGCUGACAUUGAUGUUAAACUGAAAAAUGGUGAAUACCAUUCAGUCAGUGUGAACAUAGUUCCGACAAUAAGUGGCAAUUUGCACCGAAGUCCAGCAGGUGUUUUGGAUAAGAAGCACGUUAAACAUAUUAUUGGAAGUGUUGAUUUAGCUGAUACAUUACCAACUAGAAACAAAACAUCAUCAAUAGAAAUGUUAGUUGGUAACGACUAUUAUUUGGAUUUUAUUCUGUGUCAAAAGAUCGAACUAAAUCCUGGUCUGUUCCUUCUUGGGUCUAAGUUAGGAUGGAUCCUUACCGGAAUAACCUUUGAUCAAGAUAGCGAUGGCCCAUGUAUGCUUAUUCUAACGCAUGGUAAUAAUGCAACAAAUACAAGUUUAUUUGCCGAUGUGGAUAGUAUUGUACCUGUGAAACCAAAUUUAGAAGACUUUUGGAAUGUGGAGUCAAUAGGCAUUAUAGAAAAACAAAAAAUUUCAGAUGAUGAACAUGCAAUGAAAAUGUUUCAGGAUACAGUUCAGUUUAUAAAUGGCCGAUACCAAGUCACGUGGCCUUGGACUGAAGAAUUUCCUGAUUUACCUGUAAACAGGGACUUGGCAAUAGGUCGCUUAAAAAGAUGUGUUAAUAAACUAAAAACAAAACCUCAGUUAAUGAUGAAAUAUGAUGAAGUUAUGAGAGAUCAGCUAAGUAAAGGUGUUAUAGAGAAAGUUGAAAAAUCACCAGUAGAUGGUUUGGUACAUUAUUUGCCACACCAUGCUAUUAUCACACCACAGAAAACAACAACUAAGAUACGCGUAGUAUACGAUGCUUCGGCGAGAACAAGAAAAUAA